This is a messenger RNA of Spea bombifrons (plains spadefoot toad), 4221 nucleotides long. It is a transcript of the gene PCNX4, whose product is annotated as pecanex 4. The transcript is spliced from 12 exons. The record is from RefSeq and is a predicted model, not a curated record. Bases 314 to 3874 code for a protein of 1186 amino acids. NCBI's taxonomy places the organism in Eukaryota, Metazoa, Chordata, Amphibia, Anura, Pelobatidae. Gene Ontology annotation, cellular component: membrane.
GUGUGUAUGUAUAUAUGUAUAUGUGCGGUGUGUGUGUUAUGUUGUGGCUCUCACCGGUAACCUGGUGUCCGUGUUUGACGUUGCUAACCUUUACAAUCACUACGGGAACGGAAACACCUUUCAGAAACCUGAUUCUAAGACUUUGGGGAGUGGAGGAAAAAGAACCUUUUAGUUACAAAAACCAAGAUAAAAUUGGAUCUUUUGCAUUUAUUUUGCUCCAAGAGCUUACAGCUAAAUCAAGGACAUCCCAAACCCGUGAUGCUAAAGCAGGAGGUACACAAUGAUCCCGCGUCAGGACGUCUGAUUGAGGAGGAUGGGUCCUGAUGUCCCUCUGCUAAAUAAUUACAAACAAGAAUUCUUCUGGAAGCGUUUUCCGCAGACGGUUCUCGGGGGUCCUCGCUUCAAAUUGGGGUACAGCGCCCCUCCGUACGUUUACAUUAACCAGGUCAUCCUAUUUCUCACGCCAUGGCUCUUGGGAGGAUUGGGCACGGUGCUGUACGAGCUCCGCGUCCUGGAGGACUAUUACGCGGCCGCGCUCUCGGGGGGAUCGAUGCUGAUCGCGGCGUUCACCGUCCAACUUCUCAAUCUAUAUGCAAGGCGCAAGACGUCAACCGUGGAAAGACUGCAGACCCGAAGCCCCCUCACCGAUGAAGACGAGUACGACUUUUCCAGCUGUUUCGACCCAGAAACCGUGAAAUUCAUCGUCCCGGGCAAGAGGUUCGCAGCCAACCUGGUGUUCCAUUGCGUGGUGGCCGGCGUGACGUGCGGUCUGGGGACGUGGUAUCUGCUUCCCGACCGACUGCAGAAGCUCUACGGCAACGUCGGCGGAACCGUUAUGCUGUUUAUAUUCGGGUGGGUGACCGUUUGUAUCGGGGAGUAUUCUUUAAUCGUCAGCUCGGCCCCGGAGACGGCCACGUUUCAAGCCCAGGACGCGUAUGAGAUCACGGCGCUUCUCAGACCCGUGUAUAUCUUGGCUUUUGUGGCGGUUGAUCUGGCGCACAGGUUUGCGGCUGCCGCACCGGCCCUAUUAUGGGCCAAUCAGGUCCUGCACGUCGUAUUUCUGUUCUUACCCUUCCUGUGGGCUUUGGGGGUCCUGCCUCCUCUGGAUGCUCUCCUUCUUUGGGGGCUGGAACAAGCGCUGGAGUUCGUCUUGGGAGGAUCACCGAUGUCAACUAAUUUAAGAUUGCUAAUAACAUUCAUCGUAUCCUCCGGGGUAACCAUAUCCGCCUAUUUCAUUCCCAAUUCUCUGGGCUUGGUCCUGUUCGUGACCGGUUUUGGGGUCAUACUCAGCGUCGACGUGGCCGAGAUCGGCGUUUUCAUCAAGCGCCUUUUCGAGAGACGCGGACGUGCCGAGAAAUCAGACGCUUCCCCCGAUUCCUUCCGCCGGCCGACGAGUUGGAAGGAGCCUCUCUUUUACGUCGCGGUUCUGAUUCUAGCUCUCUCGGAAGCCGGCCUGAUACAUUAUUUCUGCUUUUCCGCCUAUUCGUUACGAAGCCCGCAGGCCGCUGUGGGGUAUUGUCUGAUGGUCAUUUUAGUUUUUCUCUGGGUUCUCGGAGAGAUUCAGGGUGCUUAUCUCCUGGGGAUCGUAAGGAAUCCCUUCUUCCAGAACGACAUCCGGACUUUAAACGUGUUCAUGAAGAAACAGGGCAGGUUGCAGAAAGCCGCGGCCGCCAGGAGGAUUUUACUCACUCUGGUGUCUCCUUUCGCUAUGGUAGCGUAUCUCUCGCUGGAUACUUCAUUGUACAAUCUCCAUUCGGUAUCCGUUUCCGUCGGAAUCACCAGAGCCUACAGAACGAUCUGGCAGAAUACAGAGAACGCCGUGGUCGAGAUGGCGGCCGUGUCCAUAAUUCAGUGUCUGGUGUUUAACACAAACCUAUGGUGGAACACGAACCUGGAUACAGGAAUCCGACUUCUCCUGGUUGGGAUUAUACGCGACAGACUGUGCCAGUUGGUGCCAAAGCUUCAGUUUGCCGUCACCGUCCUCCUGACCUCUUGGACGGAGAAAAAACAGCGGCGUAAAUCAACGACUAGUUUGAUCACCAUGAACGUCGUGUUGUUCCCGCUGGUGCUGGCCUUUGUGGUGGUCUCUGCCGCGCUGUCCUCGCCGUUACUCGCGCUCUUCACCCUCCCGGUGUUUCUGGUGGGAUUCCCCAGGCCUGUUCGGAGCUGGCCGGGGGCUGUUGGUGCCGCAGCCUGCGUCUGCCCCGACACCGUGUACUACGAACAAAUGGUCCCGGGUUUAGCCGCUGCCUUGCAGUCCGCAUUCGCCUCGGGUAGUUUAGGUCUGGUUAAAGCUGGAUCCCACUAUCUGUGCCGUUUUCAGGAUCGGCUGAUAUGGGUGCUCGUCCUGGAAAGAGGGUAUACGUAUUGCUGCAUUAAUGUCAAGGGACUGGAGUUGCAGGAGACCUCCUGCCACACGGCUGAGGCUCGGAGAGUAGACGAAGUCUUUGAAAUGGCGUUCGAACAAGCGGACAACAUGGGCCGACUUGCCAUGAACCACCACUUCGGGAACAUCUUGAUGCCGUGCACCGUUGUUCCGGUUAGGGUGUAUUCCGACGCUAGGAACAUACUGUCCGGAAUCAUUGAUUCCCAUGAUAAUUUAAAGCAAUUCAAAGAUGAUUUCGUCAAAGUUCUUUUGUGGGUGCUCAUACAGUCCUGUUACAAAAAGUCUAAAGCACAAAGAGGGUCAACGGCGGAGCAAAAUGAGGACCACCACCUCCCCUUACCAGACAAGCACAGCGCAAGGAAGGGGUCCCGCACUGCCGACCAGAACGACGACGAAGAGGAUGGUGAAAGCCUCCAGGAAGGCGGCUUCGAUGAAUGGUCCGACGACGAUAUCUUUGAUAUUCUUCCACAAGCCAAGAAAACUGGAGUUAAGACGAUUGUGACUUCGGCCGGCGAUGGGAUGUCCAUCCCAGGCUGCGUCCAAACCCACCACGUAGAGAGCUACAUCGAGCAAGACGUAGCCGUCGACAAACUAUAUUCCGUGGUGGGAUUCGGUCUUCCUGCAACCGACAAGGGACAGCAAACCCGCGUGGAACGUCUUAGUAUGGUGCCAUUCAACAGUUCCUACUCAAAGUUUCUCAGCGUGCCUCGAGACUGGAUCUUGGUGUCCUUAUCUAAUUUAAGGACGGGUGAGAUGAGGCAGAUGUUUCCCACGGACUGGUACGAGUUUGUCCUGUCUCGGCUUGAUCUCCAUCACCUGGAGGAGAAGCCUUCAGUGGCGCGCGAGGAAAUGACCAAAGACGAGCCGCUGAGAGACCUUUACGUUAAAGCAGCGGCGUCCGUGUUCUUUGCCUUGUUCGGGACGGAUAAUUCCACCCCUAGCGCCGCGUGGCUGUUUAGGGCAUACCUAGGCGGCAUCCCGUGGUCUAUCUCCAUGGACUGGUUAACCGGGAAACCGGAAUUAUUUCAACUCGCGCUCAAAGCUUUCAGGUACACGUUUAAGCUAAUGGUUGAUAAGGCAAGUCUGGGUCCGGUAGAAGACUUCAAGGAGCUCAUCAAUUACUUCGAGGAGUAUGAGAACGACUGGUACAUUGGCUUAGUAUCGGACGUCGAGUGGCAGCAGGCUGUCUUACGGGAGAAGCCGUACCUUUUUUCUCUCGGUCACGACCCAAGUAUGGGAGUGUACACCGGCAGAGUCCUCUCUCUUCAGGAUCAGCUGGUCCAGGUCGGGAAGCUGAAUGCGGAAGCCGUCCGCGGGCAGUGGGCGAAUCUCUCGUGGGAACUCCUAUACGCUACGAACGACGACGAAGAACGCUACAGCAUCCAGGCUCACCCGGUGCUUUUACGAAACCUGACCGUGCAAGCGGCAGACCCUCCUCUGGGGUACCCGAUUUACUCCUCCGGACCGAUCCACGUGCCUUCCUAUUAACCCUUCUGUUUCUGCACGUUCAGUGGGGGGAAACACCAAAUUCUUGGACUUCCGCAACAGUAGAUGCUAAUUAUGGCCGAAAACAAUCAAAAACUCAUUUUUUUAAAGCCAAUAAAUUGCCUGUACAUAAUCCUUACGAUAAUGGUUACCGUUAGCGCUACCUUUGAGUUGUAUUUUUACCCGAUACUGUAGCAAUUGGACAGUUAUUUAUCAAACCGGCCGUCGCUCUCUCUAUAAAUGUGUUCACGGAACCCCGAUUCACGCGUGACCACGUUUUAUAGACUGUAUUAUAUUUCUUUUUAUAAACUAUUCCCGUUUUGUAUAUUAAAGUCCGGUCAAUUUUUGUA